UAAGGCGAUGGGAUUCUCGAUUAGGCGAUUCUUUACCUGUCCAGCAUGGACAAGGAAAACUUUCCUCAAUAAAUAAGCCCACAGCCCCACACCAAGUUGUCCAUUCUUAAAUUAAAUCUCUCUCUCUCUCUCUCUCUCUCUCUCUGCCUAGAACCCAGAAGACCAGAGAGCCACAAGCAACCAAAGCUAAGAAUGCAGAUCUUCGUCAAGACCCUCACCGGUAAGACCAUCACUCUCGAGGUCGAGAGCAGCGAUACUAUCGACAACGUCAAAGCCAAGAUUCAAGACAAGGAAGGCAUUCCUCCUGAUCAGCAGAGAUUGAUUUUUGCUGGUAAACAAUUGGAAGAUGGUAGAACCCUGGCUGAUUACAACAUCCAGAAGGAGUCAACUCUUCACCUGGUUUUGAGGCUAAGGGGAGGAACUAUGAUCAAAGUGAAGACCCUCACUGGGAAAGAGAUUGAAAUUGAUAUCGAACCAACUGAUACCAUUGAUCGGAUCAAGGAACGAGUUGAGGAGAAGGAAGGAAUUCCUCCAGUACAGCAAAGGCUUAUUUAUGCUGGUAAACAGCUUGGAGAUGACAAAACAGCUCGUGACUACAAUAUUGAGGGUGGCUCUGUGCUGCAUCUUGUGCUUGCCCUGAGGGGUGGCAGUAUUUAGAUAUUGCUUACAGUAUCAGGAAAAUCCACUUGUUGAGAUUUUGUUGCAAAUUAGUACUAUCAACACAUUUGUUGGGAACAACUUGUGAUGUGUGGAUAGACUCAUAUGACAGAGAAUAUGUUCUGAUCAAUUUUUAUACACAAAUUGUGCAUUUGCAUUUAACUAAAAUAUCUUCUUUUGCCAA
Molecule: messenger RNA, 841 nt
Organism: Hevea brasiliensis (rubber tree)
Lineage: Eukaryota; Viridiplantae; Streptophyta; Magnoliopsida; Malpighiales; Euphorbiaceae
Product: ubiquitin-NEDD8-like protein RUB2
Exons: 3
Coding region: 193-657 (154 amino acids)
Biological process (GO): modification-dependent protein catabolic process; protein ubiquitination
Cellular component (GO): nucleus; cytoplasm
Molecular function (GO): ubiquitin protein ligase binding; protein tag activity
Source: RefSeq, a predicted model, not a curated record